AUGUCUCCCGAGAUUAUCCAUUCCAAAACCUGCCCCGGCACCGAGGCUCCCAGUUGGGGUGCAGAAUGUGAAAAUGAAGGACUGAACCGCAGAAUCCUGCUGGUGGGCAAGACGGGGGUUGGGAAGAGUGCAACAGGGAACAUCAUCCUCGGAAAGGACACCUUUAAAUCUGGCUGUGCAGUGAGUGGGGUAACCGAAGAGUACAAGAUAGCCAGAAGCCUCAUCCAUGGAAGAACAAUUGUUGUUAUUGACACUCCUGGCGUUUUUGACACUAAGGAUUUCAGAAGAGGAACAGCUGAUAAGAUUAAGAAUGGUCUUCGAUGCCUGAAUGAUGGUGUCCAUGCCAUCCUGGUGAUGCGGCUGGGCCGAAUCACUAAAGAAGUAGAGCAAGUGGCUGAGUGGGUGACCAAGAUAUUCCAUACCGAAGGACAGAGGUACACAAUCCUCUUAUUCACCCGAGCAGAUGAGCUGGAGAAUCCAAAAGGUCUGAACGAUUUCAUACAAAGGAGCCCAUUCCUCAGAGGCUUGGCAGCGAAGUGCAGUAAUCGGUGCAUCGCUUUCAACAACAGAGCCACGGGAGAGGCCAGGGAUCAGCAGGUUGCAGAGCUCAUCAAAAUGAUUGAUGCCAUGGUAGAGAAGAAUCGCGAUGCUCCGUGUUACACACAAGACAUGCUGGAUAGAGGCAUAUGGAACUUUUUUGCAAAUCGUUGA
Molecule: messenger RNA, 711 nt
Organism: Numida meleagris (helmeted guineafowl)
Lineage: Eukaryota; Metazoa; Chordata; Aves; Galliformes; Numididae
Product: GTPase IMAP family member 4-like
Exons: 3
Coding region: 1-711 (236 amino acids)
Molecular function (GO): GTP binding
Source: RefSeq, a predicted model, not a curated record